UUUCGCCAGCGAAGCUCGGCUACAUGAAAUCGUAAUUUAAAGUUUGAAGGAUCUCUAGCUCGGAUUCUCUGGUUUGCCCUGGUUGAAAUAACGCGAGUGACACAUCAAAAGACAGGCUUUUUUUUAUGUGGUUUUACAAUAUUAUAUCCGUUGAGAAAUGGCUACUACUAAUGAAUAUACUAAAUUGUUCAUAUGUUCGACCGGCAUAUUUGUGUGCUAUUUCUACUUCGGUAUGUUACAAGAGAAAAUCACACGUGGACAGUACGGCGAUGGGGAGAAUCGGGAAAAAUUUACGUACAUGUUUGCACUGGUUUUCAUUCAGUGUCUGGUGAAUUACAUAUUUGCUAAAAUGAUUUUGCUGACGGUGAUGAAACAAGGCGAGGAUACUACAAGGACUAUAUAUUAUUCGUUGUCUGCUCUAACAUAUCUUCUUGCUAUGGUGUGCAGUAACAUGGCAUUACAGUUUGUCAAUUAUCCGACGCAGGUGAUCGGUAAAGCUGGCAAGCCUAUACCUGUGAUGAUAUUAGGUGUAUUGCUAGGAAAAAAGAUAUAUCCAAUUAGAAAGUACAUAUUUAUUUUCUUGAUUGUCGUUGGAGUUGCAUUGUUUAUGUAUAAGGAUGGUAAUGUUUCUAAAAAGCAAGCAGAGUCGCAAUUGUCAGUUGGAGAAUUGUUAUUACUAUUGUCGUUAACGAUGGAUGGAUUAACAAGUGCAGUGCAGGAACGAAUGAGAGCUGAGCAUAAUUCAAAAUCAGGACACAUGAUGCUCAAUAUGAACUUUUGGUCUGUUAUCCUUAGUAGCGCAGUGAUUCUUAUUUCUGGAGAACUUUUUGAAUUUAUUCGUUUCCUACAAAGGUAUCCUUCCACCAUAUGGCAUAUAAUGACAUUUUCUAUGGCUGGAGCAUUUGGACAAUAUUUUAUAUUUCUAACUGUAGCUGAAUUUGGUCCACUGCCAUGUUCAAUUAUAACCACUACUAGGAAAUUUUUUACUGUUUUAGGCUCUAUAUUAAUUUUUGGAAAUAAUCUUUCUCUUAGACAAUGGUUGAGUACACUUAUAGUAUUUUUAGGUUUAUUUUUGGAUGCUAUGUAUGGUAAAGAUAAAAGUAAGAAAGGUACUGUAAAAUAGAAUGUGAUAAUUAUCUCAACAGUUACU
Molecule: messenger RNA, 1150 nt
Organism: Mycetomoellerius zeteki
Lineage: Eukaryota; Metazoa; Arthropoda; Insecta; Hymenoptera; Formicidae
Gene: meigo
Product: Solute carrier family 35 member B1 homolog meigo
Exons: 2
Coding region: 158-1123 (321 amino acids)
Biological process (GO): UDP-galactose transmembrane transport
Cellular component (GO): Golgi membrane; endoplasmic reticulum membrane
Molecular function (GO): UDP-galactose transmembrane transporter activity; UDP-glucose transmembrane transporter activity
Source: RefSeq, a predicted model, not a curated record